CACAAUUUUUUAUCUAGCACUUAGUACUAUGAAAAUUAUUACUAACCCACUAACGUGUUUACCUAAAUUUUCUAUAUUUUUAAUAGUUAAUAAACUCUGUUCCAUAUCAUAAUAUUAUUUUUAUAUUUAUACAAUAAACAAAUGUUAUCUAAUUAUAAAAAUGAAAAAUAAAAAUAUAAAAUUAUUGUCAUUGUGUUAAAAGUUGUUUUGUUCAUGGCAAACAAGUGAUUGAUUAUCAUAUCAGCUACUUUUUCCUGUUAAAAUUUUAUCAUUUCCGUCAAAUGUGAAACUAGGUUAAUAUUUUUUUCAAUAAAAUACUUAUCAUUACAAAUAUAAAUGAUAAAUUUGUCAACAAUACAAGAUGAUGAAAAUAAACUUGAAGUUAUAAAAAAAGCAAUUAUUAAAGAUUAAAAAAUUAAUUAACAAUUAUGUUUUUGAGAUGGUCAAAAUUAAUUGAACAAUUUGGCAAAGGUCCAUGUGUAGUUGUUAUAUUUCUUCCAUGUCUUUUAAUAUGUACCUUGUAUUUGAUAUCAGAAAAAUAUCAAGAUGACUACGAAAUUUUCGAAAACAAUAUUAAAGAUGAAGUCGUUGAUGGCUACUUGGUAUGGAAUCAAAAGUGCCACAUGUUAUCAAAAGAUCCACUGGAUCCAACAAUCAAAAAAUUUGUUAGUAAAUUAAAAUUCGAAUCAUGCUCAAACAAACCACUUUUAAGUUCAAUUAAAAAACAAUCAAAUGGUAAAUUUUCAUUAGUUGUUGAUAAAAAUGUUGCCAAAAGUUAUAAACAAUUUACAUGUUGCUGGACACCAAUUAGCAGAACAAUACCAAAGCUACCACCAACUGGUGAAUGGGAUACACAAAUUGAUAUUGGUGAAUGUGAAGAUUUUGAUGGUGCUAUUGAGCUUGCACCUGAAUUAGAAAUUGUCAUGAUAUCAUGUAGACAAAAACAUACAUCAAAAUUAUCAAAGUCAUCAGUUGUUUAUGAAAAUAUUCAUGCAAUAAUAAAUCCAUUAAAAGUAAAAGAUAAAUUAACUAAAUCAUCAGUUAAAAAUUCAACAUUACCAACAAAAAAUCAACAAAAAAUGAGUGUACUUAUGUUGGGCGUUGAUAGUGUAUCACGUCUUAAUUUUCAUCGAACCCUGCCAAAAACAUUGAGCUAUCUAAAUGACAAUGAAUGGUAUAAUUUAAAAGGUUACAAUAAAAUGGGUGAAAAUACAUUUCCAAAUUUAAUGGCUAUUCUAACUGGUCAAGAAUCUGAUACAGCAUAUGAAAGAUGUAAACCGCAUGAAGCAUUUGGUCUUAAUAAUUGUCCAUUUUUAUGGAAUAAUUUUCGUAACAUUGGCUAUGUAACAGCAUACGGUGAAGACACUGUGCCAAUAAGUACAUUCAAUUAUUUGAAAACUGGAUUUUGGUCACCACCAACAGAUUACUAUAUGCGCCCAUACAUGUAUGCAAGUGAAAAAUUACUCAAAAUUAAAAAACGUUUUAGAGAAAAUUAUUGUACAGGUCCAGAGCUAGCAACUGAUCGUAUAUUUAAUUAUGCUAUUGAUUUUGCCAAGACAUUUAUGAAUAAACCAUAUUUUGGUUUUUUCUGGACAAACACAAUAAGCCAUGAAGACAUGAAUGGACCAUCAUCAAUGGAUGAACAUUUUUUACAAAUGUUUAGGGACAUUAAUGACAGUGGUAUUAUAAAUGAUACAAUAAUAAUAUUUUUAAGUGAUCAUGGUACCAGAUGGGGUGGUAUGCGUGAUACACUUGUUGGCUGGCAAGAAGAAAGGCUACCAUUUAUUUAUUUACAUUUACCAAAAUGGAUUGAUGACAAUGCAAAUAUAUUUCAAGCAUUGAGAUUAAAUGAGCACAGAUUAACAUCUCCAUUUGAUAUUUAUGAAACACUACGUGAAGUGUUGAUUAAUUCUGGUGGUUAUGCUGAUAAAAGUAGUGGAUGUUUGAAUUGCCAAAGUGUAUUUAAACCGGUACCAAUAACACGUGGCUGUGAUGAUGCUGGCAUCUCACCACAUUGGUGUGCUUGUAAUGCAUAUGAAGAAACUAGUAAAAAUAAUAAAAUUGCAUAUUAUGGUGCCAAUAUGUUUAUUGAACAUGUUGAAAAUAUUAUUAAACAUUAUAAAAACAACAAGGGUCAACGGCUUUGUGCAAAAUUGAAAAUUAAAAAAAUAAUAAGAGUUGAUAAAAUUAUUGGUCUUAAUAAUAAUGAUACAAUUAAUGGUGAUAAUAUUGAAGGAUAUUUUUAUCUCGUUGAAGUUACACCAGGCGGUGGUAAAUUUGAGCUAUCAAUGAGACGUGAUGAAAAUGGUAAAUACACCAUUAAAAAUGAAGAAAUUGGAAGAAUUAAUUUUUAUCAAGAUGCUUCCAAAUGUCUGGAUCAUGGAUCUAAAAGAUUUUGUUAUUGUUUGAAACAAUGAUUGAUAUUUCAAGAUGAUAAAAUUGUAUACAAUAGUUUGUUUAAUAUUUUUAGAUAAAUUAUAACAGUUGCAGUAUUUUAUUAUAAAUAUAUUUAUAGUUAUUAAAUAAUGUUCUAAAAGAAAAAAAAAUGACAAUAUCACAAAUAGUCACUUAUUAAUAAUAAUUCCAUUAAAAAAAAAAUAUAUGUAUUAUUAUUUUUAGUUUAACCAAUCAAAUGUAGAAUAAAUUUUUAUAAAUAAAAUAAUUGGAUAUUUUUAAAUAUUAAAAAAGAAAAUUUAGCAUGUUAUUUCCAACUCAAAAGUGUCAUGUAAUGAUUAACAAAUGAAAAUAAUUCCGGCAACAAAAACAUCAACGUUGUAAGGUAAUAAGUAUGAGCAAAAGAAGAAAGAAAACUAGUUACAAAAAAAACAAUGCAAACAUUAACAAAAAAAAAUAAACUGCAAAGUUUACACUUUUUUUUUGAUUGUGGCUAAAUUUAUUUUUUUAAAAUGCGAUGAUUGUAUUUUUUUUUGUACAAAUUUUGCAGUUUAAUUUUUUCAAUGAUAUACGAUAGGAUUAUUCUGCAACACAGCAAAAAUAAUUUUCAGUCAGUGGAUAUAUGUCGGGGUAAUAAGACCGAGUACUCUCCACAUAAUCAUCAUCAUUUAUCACUUGGUAAACGACAAUUUAAAAAUUUUCAUUAAUAAAAAUAAUAAACUUAAAAUAAAAUUUCA
Aphidius gifuensis is the source of this 3131-nucleotide messenger RNA. RefSeq lists its product as uncharacterized. The transcript is spliced from 4 exons. The record is from RefSeq and is a predicted model, not a curated record. Bases 429 to 2417 code for a protein of 662 amino acids. Lineage: Eukaryota; Metazoa; Arthropoda; Insecta; Hymenoptera; Braconidae.